This is a messenger RNA of Linum trigynum, 528 nucleotides long. Lineage: Eukaryota; Viridiplantae; Streptophyta; Magnoliopsida; Malpighiales; Linaceae. The record is from the annotation of a GenBank genome assembly.
AUGCAAUGUCGGGAAGAUCUCCCUGCUGUUCGUCGCCUUUUUUUCUCCGACGACAAGCAGGCCACCCGGCGGCUACGUGUCUCUCCGCAUCCCGGCCCCGGUGACUUUCUUUCCUCAUCGCCCUUUGCGGUGACCAAGCUUUCACUUGGCAUCGGAUUCCUCGAGGCUUUCCUCGACCUGGGUCUCUUUCUCUUGAACUUCCAACCGUCGAUGGAGGGUCUCCGUGGAGUUGGGGUCGGUCUAAAGCCAGUCCCUUUGCUGGAUUUGUCUGCAACAACUGUUGAAGGCGGGAUUGGCUUCGAGAUAAUUUCCCUGGCGGCCAUAGCUGUGGGUGUCACUGGAGCGACGAUGGCGGUUGGUGGUGAUGGCACCCUCGUCGUGGCUUCUGCAGGUGGUGACGCCACGGUGGCAGCAGCAACGACCGAAGUUUCUUCUCCGGAGUCAGAAGCAGUCGCCUUGAAGGAGUGGUCCUCAGCGUUCAGAUAUUCUUCUGUGACGGUGACUGGUGGAAUUAAUUUAGGAAUUUGA